Laccaria bicolor S238N-H82 is the source of this 1137-nucleotide messenger RNA. RefSeq lists its product as uncharacterized. The record is from RefSeq and is a predicted model, not a curated record. NCBI's taxonomy places the organism in Eukaryota, Fungi, Basidiomycota, Agaricomycetes, Agaricales, Hydnangiaceae. Bases 1 to 1137 code for a protein of 378 amino acids. The transcript has 5 exons.
AUGGCUCGCACCAAGAAUCAAACUUGGGACUAUCAACUGGACUGCCAACAACAAUGUGCUCAUCUGGUGCCUCCUCAGACGAUUGGCAAAGAAGGAGAACUAAGCAGCAUUAAAACUCUCAGGUCGAGCAAGGCUAAGGAAAUAGCCUCUGUGCUGUUCCCCAAGUCAUACAAAGGCAAUGAAGACACCUUGGGCUCUCAUGUAAAGGGAAAGAUUGAAGAUGGCCUGGAAGGAAAUGACAAUGAAAACUUGCAGCCAUCAUCUCAGGAGGAGCAUCUUGCGUGUUACAUUCUGGCAGAUGGACCUGACAAGGGCACGACUUCUGAAGCUCAAAAUCUCUGGGAUGCUUACAUUUUCAAAGAGAAAAUUGUUGAAGGGUUUCCCUUCUUUCCCAAGAUGCACCAUCACUUGUGUGGCUGUCCUAAUGCCAUACUGCCUGUUGUCAUGACUGGUGUUGGUCCAACUGGCCAGCAUGUUGUCCACUUCCAGGCCAUUGAGGAUCAAUCCUCCUCUUCUACAGCAGCAGAGUUACCAUUGCAGCAAACAGGUGCUCCAGCUGUAACCCCUACAGAAGUCCUUGCAACUCCUAUGCAUACGCCGUCCAUGGUUUCUGGGGAAAAUGAUACAAAAGAGAACACCAAUCCACCACCAACAACUGGAGGGAAGCACACCCCAAAAGACUCCUCUUUCAUGGUCACAGAAGCCACCAUCGAGAAGGCUAAAGCUUUGAUCCAACAUGUUACUAAAAAGAGCUUUGAAGAUAGGCUUGCAGACACAACCAAAGCAAGUCUCAAGAGUGCUGAUGCAUGUGCAGCAGCCACAUUUCACAUUGAGAAGAAGUGCUUUCUCUUGGAACAGCUUUCUCAGAUUGACAAGCAACGUGACCAGAUCAUUGAUUUGUAUUGCUUGAAGGUCUAUUCUGAGGAGGAAGCAAAGUGCAAGCUUAAUGACAUUGAUCGACAUGAGGAGGAUUUUCAGUGCCCCAUCAAGCAAGCUUGUGCCCAUUCUCCGACCCCUCAGACCCCAGUUCGUCAUUCAUCUCCUAUUGAAAUUCCUUCUUCCCCUAUUUGUUUCUCAAGCCCUGACUGGGCCAUUGCCAAUGGUCUUUCCCUUCCAUCUCAGGAUACCACCCUUUAA